GUUGCCCUCUGGACGCGGGGUUGCGUUGCGCCGGGACAAGGUCACCCUAAAGCUGGGAGGAGCAGCUGCCUAGGCCCGAGCGCCCGGCAAGGGGGCGGGAUCUCUGCUGUUCAGGGCCCAAUGGGUGUAAAGUUGAGGGUCCAGUUUUGUAUCGUUGUCUAUCUCUGCAGAGAUAGAUUGCUGGAUUAAGUUGUUCUCUCACUCUCUCUGUCUUCUCUCAUUUUUGGUGCUUAAACUAAUCUCUCCGGUGAACUGAUUCACUAGGAAAGAAGUAACCUCCUUUGUGGGUAGGCCCUUCUGUCAGAUGAAACUGCACAUUCAGUCGAUUUUUGCCAGAUAUGAUCCAUGCAGCACCGUGAUGCGGGUGUGCUGGCUCGUGGGGAAGGAGAGAUGCAGUCAGCGAGUGAAACUGCCACACUUGGAAGCUGUGGUCAUUGGGCGUGGCCCAGAGACUGGGAUAACGGAUAGGAAGUGUUCACGGCAGCAAGUUCAGUUAAAAGCAGACUGUAACAAGGGGUAUGUCACAGUUAAGCAGAUAGGAGUCAACCCAACUAGUGUUGAUCUCGUGGAUAUUGGCAAGGAUGAAGAGGUGAAAAUGAAGCCAGGGCAAGUUCUGCAUGUUGUGAACAAACUUUACCCCUACACAGUGCAUUUUGCUGAAGAGUCAGGGAAAACUGUUACAGAUCGGGAAGAGAAAAUACAGACCUGCAAGGAGCCACGUGAAGACUUCUCUGAGGAUGAUGAUGUAGAGUUUGUGCCCAGAAAAACAAUGAAGAUGGAGGUGGUGGAUACCCAGGGCAGUUCUGCAAAUCCCAAGAUAAGCAAUAUCAGUGUGUCUCCACAUGAGGGAACUUCAAGCAAAAAGGAACAUUUAGGACACUGGAGUCAGGGUCUAAAGACCUCCAUGCAAGAUCCAAAAAUGCAGGUUUACAAAGAUGAAAAGACUGUAGUAAUCAAGGAUAAAUAUCCCAAAGCACGUUACCACUGGCUUAUCUUACCAUGGGAUCCCAUUUCAAGCCUGAAGUCAGUCACCAGGGAGCAUCUUGAACUCCUGGAACAUAUGCAUGCAGUUGGGCAAAAAAUGAUCAAACAGUGCCCGGACAGAGAGAGUCUGGAGUUCAGACUGGGUUACCAUGCUAUUCCCAGUAUGAGUCAGCUACAUUUGCAUGUAAUCAGCCAGGAUUUUGAUUCUCCGGCCCUGAAAACCAAGAAGCACUGGAACUCAUUUACUACAGACUACUUCUUAAACUCUCAAGAUGUGAUAGAGAUGGUAAGAAGCAAGGGAAAAGUGAUGGUGAAAGAUCACAUCUCUGAACUUCUGAAACAGCCUCUCAGAUGCCAUUGUUGCAAACAACAGCUAUCCACUAUUCCACAGUUAAAGGAACAUCUCAGGAAACAUUGGACAAAAUGAUUUUGCAAAAUACCAUCUUACAAUCUGUCCUCAGACUUCAGGCUAAAACAAAGAACUCACAAUGUUAAUGAAUGUUUAUCUUUUUUCUUAAAGGGAGUGACAAAUGCAAUAUGGGAAAAAGUGGCCUGGAAACAGCAGCAUACUAACCUUGUAAUGGCUUAGAGAAAAAACCCCUCCAAAACCAUAAAGCAGCUUCUGAAAUUGAA
Apus apus (common swift) is the source of this 1617-nucleotide messenger RNA. RefSeq names its product aprataxin (gene APTX). Lineage: Eukaryota; Metazoa; Chordata; Aves; Apodiformes; Apodidae. The transcript is spliced from 8 exons. Gene Ontology annotation, biological process: single strand break repair; double-strand break repair. Gene Ontology annotation, cellular component: nucleus. Gene Ontology annotation, molecular function: protein binding; single-stranded DNA binding; single-strand break-containing DNA binding. Bases 305 to 1411 code for a protein of 368 amino acids. The record is from RefSeq and is a predicted model, not a curated record.